Desarmillaria tabescens is the source of this 1592-nucleotide messenger RNA. RefSeq lists its product as uncharacterized. The record is from RefSeq and is a predicted model, not a curated record. The coding region runs from base 286 to 1485 and encodes 399 amino acids. The transcript has 3 exons. NCBI's taxonomy places the organism in Eukaryota, Fungi, Basidiomycota, Agaricomycetes, Agaricales, Physalacriaceae.
UCCUUCAUCAACGGGACGUCAAUUGGUGGCUGUGGAGACUUCGACACCCCCUGAAUCUUCAAUGGAUACCACAAGCAGGCCGGGUCCCACUAUACCCCCAUCUCCAACCCCCAUUCCUUCGUCAACGGGCCGUCAAAUGGUGGUUGUGCAGACUUCGACUCCUCCUGACCCGUUCAGUUUUUCCAUGCCUAGUCCGUGGAUUGGUGCUACAACCAGACUUUCUGAUACCCUCACGUCUUCGACCCUGUUGGAUACCACUCCUGUUGCUAGUGCCACGGAAGUUCCAUGUCUGCGGAUAUACCCUCAUCUACUAUGCUUUUUAAUUCUAUUUUGACUGCAUUAUAUCCUACCUCAACCGCUGUGCCCGCCUCCUCUAUUUCCAUUCCUCCGCCAGUGACUUCCAUUUAUUCUAUCCUCCCCGUAUUGGAUUCUACGACAAUAUCUACUUCCUCCUCAUCUUCACCGACUUUGACGUCCGUUCAUUCCAUGCUGUCUUUAUCAGAAUCAUCUACUUCAGGCCUCGCGCCGGAGUCGCAACCUUCGACAAUCGUUUAUUCCAUCCUACCUGUAUCCGAUUCGAUACCCACCACCGAGUCUUCAACACUCGCUUAUUCCAUCUUGCCUGUAUUGGAUGCUUCUACUCCCGUUGUACCUACAUCGACACUCGUUUAUUCCAUCCUUCCUACUUCUACUACCACCGCCAUCAUUUCACCUACUCCCACGACAGCAUCCGAGUCCUUGACAUCCAACUUUCCCUUACCUAGCGUCACGGUCGCCCCUGCAAAAGAUGUGUACCAGUCCACCAGUGUUCCUGGAGCUCCCAUUACUCUCGCAGAGAGCCGAUCGUCGGAAGCGGUGGACUCGUCCUCCUCCUCGCUGUCUUCAUCUGCGAGUGAACCAUCCAGUUCCAGUCAGCGUAUCAACAACUUGGCUCUUCAGCCCACAGCAGACCCAGGUAUCAACAGUCUUCCAGUGACAGUGAUUACGAGUGGGAGUAUAACGCGUACGUUUGUUGUACGUCCGACAGUUGGGAUCACGGGUGUUGGUGGAGCGCCAGGGGAUGGGGAAGCGAGGGGCCUGCCCUCCUCCGGUGAUACAAGAUCUCACCCCAAGGCUCUUCCAAUUAUCCUCGGGUCGGUACUUGGCUGUGCAGCGAUGAUAGGACUGUUGCUUUUCGUUGUGUGCAGGAGAAGGAGACUUCGACGUUGGCAUCGGCUGCCGGAGCCGUCAUUCCGAGACGUGUAUGAGCCAGCGUUGGAUGCUAGCAGGCACAGUUCGAGGUUUUUGAACCCGUUUUCGGAUAUUGAUGAUGAUUGGUCGAUUAUUGCUCCCGGAGAUGUUGAGAGGCCUGUUUCUGCGACGACGACGGCGAGUACGUUGGCUUUUGCGCCUUCGCAGGGGGAUGGGGAUGAUUUGGAUGUGUCUGAGCGUUGGGAGACGCGCCGGACGAGGUGGUUAACGUUGUCGCCUCCUGCUAGGUGGUAAAGAUCUGUUUUAUUUUAUUUUUCAAAUACGUUAGUUCAUUUGUUGUAUUUAUGGUUUUUAUGACUAUUUUACAGCGUGGUACGCGAUUUUUACCAGCUGGCAGUUGG